Pan troglodytes (chimpanzee) is the source of this 3230-nucleotide messenger RNA. Its product is annotated as collagen alpha-1(I) chain-like. Lineage: Eukaryota; Metazoa; Chordata; Mammalia; Primates; Hominidae. Bases 1 to 1821 code for a protein of 606 amino acids. The record is from RefSeq and is a predicted model, not a curated record. The transcript has a single exon.
AUGAGCGGCUCCCCCUCCUCCUCCUCCUCCUCCUCCUCCUCCUGGCUCCGCUCGCCGCCGCCUCCUCCCUCAGCGCCGCCGCCGCCGCGGCGAGCUCCUUCCCAAAUCCAGGACACACACAAAGCGGCGGGCCGGCCGCGCCGCGCUCAGCACUCCCGCCGCGCCGCCCGGCUCUGCGCCGCCGCCCGCCCCGCGCCGGCCCCCGCCCGGCCCCCGCCCGCCGCCGCCGGCUCUGCGCGGGGGCUCCGGCUCGCUGAAGGUCACAGCCGAGGCGAGGCGCGCCGUGGAGCUGCCCCCGCGCGGGAGGGGCGUGGAGGGCGCGGGGGGAUCCGGGGAGCGGGGCCGAGGGUCUGCGAGCGCCGGCCGCGGGCAGGCUCGCUGGCGGCGUCCCUCUCGCUCUCCCGCCUCUCUCGAGUUCGCCUGGUGCGCUCGCUCCUCCUCGGGUUUUUUCCCUUUUUUUUUCCGCUCAGCAGAGUUAAUGCUGGUAAACAAGAGCCCCAGCCUCGCCGCGCCGCCGCCGCCGCUGCCACACACUGGGGGCUCGCGCGCGCGCGCGCCCUGGCCCGCGCACACGCGCCCGCUCGCACACUCGAGCGGCCACCGCCGCAGCAGCGGCGCGCCGAGGGCCCGGCCCAGGCCGGCGCGCGCAAAAAACCGGAGCCCGGGUUCCCCAAGACGUGCGGAGCGGAGCCCGGGCGUGGGGCGCGAGACUGCGAGGCGCCGCCCCCAUCUCCCGCCCCGCCGCCUCCCGCGCGCACACAGAGACACGCGCGCGUGCCCACCCGCUCCCGCCCCCACCGCACUGCGCCGGCCACCCCGCAAGCGCCCUCCCCUCCCGCCCGACUCCAAAAACAAUGCCCCCGCCGCCGGUCCGGUCUCGGCGGGGCAGGGGUGGGUAGGCAGAGAAAGGCUAGGCAGGGGAGGGGUAGGCAGGAGAGGGGAGGGGUGGGCGGGGAGUGCGGGGCUGGGAGAGGUUCAUUGAAAACAACAACAGCGCGGCUGGAAAGCGCGUUUCCCCGGUUCUUGAAAAGCUUCAUUGUUUCUUGCAGCUGUUGCAAAAUAAAUAAGUGCGUGCAUGCGGCAUUUUUUUCGCUGCGUACUGGAAAGCCCGAACGUGGCGGAAGGGGCGCACCUGGGAGAAAGGGGACCCCCCCCCACCAGGCUACUACGCCGGGCACUUUCACGCCAGGCUGGGGUGCCCGCGGCGUUGCGACCGUGGAGCCCGGAGUUUGGGGGCUCGCGGGGAGCGGAGGGGGAAGGGCGCGGCCCGUGUGGCUCGGCCCGGAGUGGCUCGAGGAGAGAGGACCCCGCCGCCCCUCGCGGGCCCCGCGCCCCGGAAGGGGGGCCCAGACAGGCAGCCCCGCGAGCCCCGGGCGCGUCCCCGCGGCGGCCGCCAGAGGGCGCGGCGGGCGCUGGGGAGGGCAGCCCGCGGAGAGUCGCCUCCCUCCCUCCGGGGGAGGAAAUGUGGGGGCCCGGGCUGGGGGCCGACUCGGCUGGGUCGCGCUGGCGUGGCCUCCCGGACCCGCCGCCCGCCCUGAGCGCUCUCUGCGGCCUCGCGCGGCUCAGGGCUCCACCACGUGGGCGGCUGCGGGGAGCGGCCGGGGCGCGUGCACGCUGCGGGGCUCCGGAGCUGGGGGGGCGUGUCUGGGUCCCGGGGCCCCGAGGAGGGGGUGGAGGCUGGGGCCGGGAAGCCUCCCUUGGCUGCGGUCCCGACCCGGGAACACGCCGCAUGCACUCGGGAUCAGCGGCUACUGCGGAAACCCACCCGCACCUGUCUCGGGUCCUCCCAGGCACGUUCCUCUUGCUUCGUUUGCUACGUAAGUGACUGGAAACCAGUACCGAUCCUAAGUCUCCGCGGUGGUUUUCUUGAAUGUGCAGGAGGAGAGGUUUCCCCAAAGCGAGACUUCCUUAGGACUGCCAUCUAAUGAAUAAAUGCUGCGGAGACCAGGUCCUCAAAGAGGGAAACAGCCCAGCAGUGGCAGGAGAGAGGAAUUUGAAAUACGUGGACUUUUACAAACAGUGAUUGGACCAUGUGUCGCCCUUAAUGUGGUCCGGUUUCAUGACUCAGGCUAAUUGAUGCCAGUAAUAAAUUUUUUUAAGAUAGCUAAUAAAAGAGUUGUGAAUUGUCGAGAUAAGAAGUGGUUGUCUCAAACAAUCGGGUAGGAUGGUAAGAAGGGACCUGAUGUAAAGGAAGGUAGUAGGUUUCUUUUAUUACUCUCUAAUUCUAAAAUACUUCUGCGUUAGAACGUGUAUCCAUCGUUCGUAAAUAAUUUUUUAAAUUAAGAGCUGAAAACAAGUCAAAAGCUAUCAUAACGGAAACUUAGCCCUUUUUUUUCUAAAGUUGUUUCCUAGAUCAUUUUCCUCCUUGGAAAUUUCUAGCUCAAUUCAGAGUCAGUUGUAUAGAAAGAAAAUAAACCUUGUUUUACCUAAGAAAGUUAUUCAUAUGAUGGGAUGGUUUUGUUUAACUGAAAUUCAGCUUGAUUUUUAAAUAAAGAGUUUCAGUUUUGGAUGUUCCUAGAUUUAACAGUGAAAGAAAUUUAUUAGAAUCUUAAACUUAAAAUGUAUUAUUUAAAAAUUAGGCACUACACAUGAAGAAUUAAAGUCCAGUCUACUAAUUUUUAAAUAUUUCUUAAGUUCUCUGCAUGAGGUUGGUCUUGAUUCCUGCAGAUCCACUCUGGAGUUAAAUGCAAAGGAAUAUUGAUAUAUAAUUUCAUUAUACUUGAUUUCAGAAUUUUUAAUACAUACUUGUAAGACAAAAAUUUAGAGCUGAUUUUUAAAAGGCUAGUGCUAAUAUAAAAUCUUCAAAUACUACCCAAUGUAUUUUUAGUAUUAGUAAUAAAUAUGCCUGUUUAUUUGUCCCCAAGAACAUAAAGAGAUCUAUAGAAUUUUUAAAUGUAUACAGGUUGUUGUAGGGGUUGUAGGAUUUAUUUGUUUUUAUGUGUUUUUUUUACUAAAAUGAUUUUUAUUUGUCAAUUUUUUAAAUGUUUGUGUUUUCCUGAAGUAGUAGGAAAUCAAUCGUAUUAAGUUAUUUUAAACAGUGAAGUGGGAGAUGUAUCAUUAUAUAGCUUAAUAUUUAGGGGAAAGAAAGGAACAAAAAUUUAGGUUGUCUUUACGCUCUAACUUGACCACAUGGACAAAGGAGGUGAUUUGUAUUUCUUCAAUGAUUAUAUUUUACAUACACAAGUCAAACUUAUUUUUUCAACCUUGAAAUAAAAUCAUGUAGACAAAAA